AUGUCAAGUGGCUGCCCCAACCCUGGCUCCCCUAACCCUCCCUCCCCUAACCCUGGCUCCUCUAACCCUCCCUCCCCUAACCCUGGCUCCUCUAACCCUGGCUCCUCUAACCUUGGCUCCCCUAACGCUCCCUCCCCUAACCCUGGCUCCCCUAACCCUCCGUCCUCUAACCCUGGCUCCUCUAACCCUGGCUCCCCUAACUCUCCCUCCCCUAACCCUGGCUCCUCUAACCCUGGCUCCCCUAACCCUCCCUCCCCUAACCCUGGCUCCUCUAACCCUGGCUCCUCUAACCCUGGCUCCUCUAACCCUGGCUCCUCUAACCCUCCCUCCCCUAACCCUGGCUCCUCUAACCCUGGCUCCUCUAACCCUGGCUCCUCUAACCCUCCCUCCUCUAACCCUGGCUCCUCUAACCCUCCCUCCCCUAACCCUGGCUCCUCUAACCCUCCCUCCCCUAACCCUGGCUCCUCUAACCCUGGCUCCUCUAACCCUGGCUCCUCUAACCCUGGCUCCUCCAACCCUGGCUCCUCUAACCCUGGCUCCUCUAACCCUGGCUCCCCAAACCCUCCCUCCUCUAACCCUGGCUCCUCUAACCCUCCCUCCCAUAACCCUGGCUCCCCUAACCCUGGCUCCUCUAACCCUCCCUCCCCUAACCCUGGCUCCUCUAACCCUGGCUCCUCUAACCCUGGCUCCUCUAACCCUUGCUCCUCUAACCCUGGCUCCUCUAACCCUGGCUCCUCUACCCCUACCUCCUCUAACCCUGGCUCCUCUAACCUUGGCUCCUCUAACCCUCCCUCCUCCAACCCUGGCUCCCCUAACCCUGGCUCCCCUAACCCUCCCUCCUCUAACCCUGGCUCCUCUAACCCUGGCUCCUCUAACCCUCCCUCCUCUAACCCUGGCUCCUCUAACCCUGGCUCCUCUAACCCUGGCUCCUCUAACCCUCCCUCCCCUAACCCUGGCUCCUCUAACCCUGGCUCCCCUAACUCUCCCUCCCCUAACCCUCCCUCCUCUAACCCUGGCUCCUCUAACCCUGGCUCCCCAAACCCUCCCUCCUCUAACCCUGGCUCCUCUAACCCUCCCGCCCCUAACCCUGGCUCCCCAAACCCUCCCUCCUCUAACCCUGGCUCCUCUAACCCUGGCUCCUCUAACCCUCCCUCCUCUAACCCUGGCUCCUCUAACCCUGGCUCCUCUAACCCUGCCUCCCCUAACCCUGGCUCCUCUAACCCUGGCUCCUCUAACCCUGGCUCCUCUAACCCUCCCUCCUCCAACCCUGGCUCCUCUAACCCUCCCUCCUCUAACCCUGGCUCCUCUAACCCUGGCUCCUCUAACCCUGGCUCCUCUAACCCUCCCUCCUCUAACCCUGGCUCCUCUACCCCUACCUCCUCUAACCCUGGCUCCUCUAACCUUGGCUCCUCUAACCCUCCCUCCUCCAACCCUGGCUCCCCUAACCCUGGCUCCCCUAACCCUCCCUCCUCUAACCCUGGCUCCCCUAACCCUGGCUCCCCUAACCCUCCCUCCUCUAACCCUGGCUCCUCUAACCCUCCCUCCUCUAACCCUGGCUCCUCUAACCCUCCCUCCCCUAACCCUGGCUCCUCUAACCAUGGUGACCUGCAGGACUAUCCAGUGGCGUGGAACCCCUUCAGUUGCGAGGCAGGGGGACACAACAGGUUCACUACCCUCUGUCACUCUACCAUUUUCCCCUCCAGCGUUGCUAGGUUGUGUCUGAGACGCUGCUGCUCUGGGCCUGGAACCUGGCCGAGCUGCAGAAAGAAUAAGCAGACAGAGAAACAGGACGGGACAGGAGGACGGGACAGGAGGACAGGCCAGGAGGUCUGGACAGGAGGACGGGACAGGAGGUCUGGACAGGAGGACGGGACAGGAGGCCUGGACAGGACGGGACAGGAGGACAGGCCAGGAGGUAUGGGCAGGAGGAAGGGACAGGAGGUCUGGACAGGAGGACGGGACAGGAGGACAGGCCAUGAGGUCUGGACAGGAGUAAGGGGCAGGAGGACGGGACAGGAGGUCUGGACAGGACGGGACAGGAGGACGGGACAGGAGGACAGGCCAGGAGGUCUGGACAGGAGGACGGGACAGGAGGGCGGGACAGGAGGACAGGCCAGGAUGUCUGGACAGGAGGAAGGGGCAGGAGGACGGGACAGGAGGAAGGGACAGGAGGUCUGGACAGGAGGACGGGACAGGAGGAAAGGCCAGGAGGUCUGGACAGGAGGAAGGGGCAGGAGGACGGGACAGGAGGAAGGGACAGGAGGUCUGGACAGGAGGUCUGGAAAGGAGGACGGGACAGGAGGACGGGACAGGAGGACGGGGCAGGAGGACAGGCCAGGAUGUCUGGACAGGAGGAAGGGGCAGGAGGACGGGACAGGAGGAAGGGACAGGAGGUCUGGACAGGAGGACGGGACAGGAGGACGGGACAGGAGGACAGGCCAGGAGGACGGGCCAGGAGGACGGGACAGGAGGACGGGACAGGAGGACAGGCCAGGAGGUCUGGACAGGAGGACGGGACAGGAGGACAGGCCAGGAUGUCUGGACAGGAGGAAGGGGCAGGAGGACGGGACAGGAGGUCUGGACAGGAGGACGGGACAGGAGGACAGGCCAGGAGGUCUGGACAGGAGGAAGGGGCAGGAGGACGGGACAGGAGGAAGGGACAGGAGGUCUGGACAGGAGGACGGGACAGGAGGACAGGCCAGGAGGUCUGGACAGGAGGAAGGGGCAGGAGGACGGGACAGGAGGAAGGGACAGGAGGUCUGGACAGGAGGUCUGGAAAGGAGGACGGGACAGGAGGACGGGGCAGGAGGACAGGCCAGGAUGUCUGGACAGGAGGAAGGGGCAGGAGGACGGGACAGGAGGAAGGGACAGGAGGUCUGGACAGGAGGACGGGACAGGAGGACAGGCCAGGAGGUCUGGACAGGAGGAAGGGGCAGGAGGACAGGCCAGGAUGUCUGGACAGGAGGAAGGGGCAGGAGGACGGGACAGGAGGACAGGCCAGGAUGUCUGGACAGGAGGAAGGGGCAGGAGGACAGGCCAGGAGGAAGGGGCAGGAGGACGGGACAGGAGGUCUGGACAGGAGGACAGGCCAUGAGGUCUGGACAGGAGGUCUGGACAGGAGGAAGGGGCAGGAGGACGGGACAGGAGGAAGGGACAGGAGGUCUGGACAGGAGGACGGGACAGGAGGACAGGCCAGGAGGUCUGGACAGGAGGAAGGGGCAGGAGGACGGGACAGGAGGUCUGGACAGGAGGACGGGACAGGAGGACGGGACAGGAGGACGGGACAGGAGGACGGGACAGGAGGAAGGGACAGGAGGACGGGACAUUGGGACGGGCCGACUGAUCCAGUCCACAGGCUUGGAACUAUAG
Messenger RNA from Salvelinus namaycush (lake trout), 3369 nucleotides. RefSeq names its product collagen alpha-1(III) chain-like. NCBI's taxonomy places the organism in Eukaryota, Metazoa, Chordata, Actinopteri, Salmoniformes, Salmonidae. Bases 1 to 3369 code for a protein of 1122 amino acids. The record is from RefSeq and is a predicted model, not a curated record. The transcript is spliced from 4 exons.